AUGACCUCGCUCUGGGAUUCGCCGCUCGUCAACUCGGUGGCCUUCCACCCGCGCCGCCACGCGCAUGGCGCCGACCUCCCGCCGCAUGCCAUCGACGGCGUCUUUACCGAUGGCCACGUGUCGCUCGGCUACCGCUUCUUCCGCCCGCCGCAGCCCGAUGCCUACAGCGCGGUGGUCGUGCUCUUCCACGGCAACGCCGAGAUCGCCGCCGACUACGCGUCGGCCGCCACGACGCUCGCCGCCAUGGAGGUACCGACAGCGCUCCUUGCAGUUGACUUUCGCGGCUACGGCUGGAGCUCCGGCGAGCCUUCGGUGACGCGCCUUCUCGAGGACGCCGAGGUCGUCGACCGCUUGCUCCACACGGUGCCAUUGCUCAAGCCGGACGUGCCCCUUGUCUUGUUUGGCCGGUCCAUUGGGUCGCUCUGCGCGAUGCACGUGGCGGCCAAGGCGCCGACGCGGUACCGCGGCCUCAUCGUCGAGUCGGGCUUCCACUCGAUUUUGGCACUGCCCAUGGUCGCGCAAAUGGCCAACUUCAUGCCUGGUGGCGCCGCCAUGCUGCAGAUGCUGCCCGAGAUCUUUCACAUUCGCCAAAAGCUCCAGUCGCUCCACCUCCCCUUCCUUGUCAUCCACGGCGAGGACGACGAGAUCGCGCCAGUGCAGCAAGGUCGAGACCUCUACGAAGCAUGUGCCGCCUCGGUCAAGAAGCUCCAGCUCUUUCCCCGCGCCGGCCACAACGACCUGCAGCUCAAGUACCACCGCGACUACUACGCCUCGGUCCAAUGGCUUUUGCAAAAUGCGACUUCGACCGGCUCGGCACUUGACGCUGCGAUUGCCGCGCAUCAGUACGAGCGCGCGCUGCGUCUCGGAAAGGAAGCGCUGGCGUCCGACUCUGUCGACCACAUCGCAGUGCUGUCCAUUCUCGCCAAGGCUGCAUUUUGCCUCUACGAAGUCGAGAGCACGAUCAAGUACACGACGCAGCUCCUUCAGCGUGCGCCAAACGAUGUCAACGCACUCUGUCUACGGGCCAAGGCCCACUUGAAGCUGGGCGACCAGGCGGCGGCCCACGCCGACGCGAUCCAACUGAGCCACGUGCUCGUAGGCAAUGGCGUCCCACAAGACGCGAGCGUUGCAGCGGCGCUCCUGGCCAUCCAUUUUUGGACGAUUCAGUAG
Molecule: messenger RNA, 1170 nt
Organism: Saprolegnia parasitica CBS 223.65
Lineage: Eukaryota; Oomycota; Saprolegniomycetes; Saprolegniales; Saprolegniaceae
Exons: 4
Coding region: 1-1170 (389 amino acids)
Molecular function (GO): protein binding
Source: RefSeq, a predicted model, not a curated record